AUGUCUCAACUCACCAAUUCUGGUAGAGGGAGCUUGCGAGGACCGUACAACCCACUGAUCAACCCGAUUCAUGCCAAGCCGGCCCUGGUAGAAGAACACAUAGAAGACCAGCACCACAUCCUCUUUUCAAGCCCAAUAUUCGGCGCCCUCCUCUUCGAAAACACAUCCUCCGACGCACGCGACCACUGCGCAAACGAGCGGACCUUCCUCUCAUGGCUCCGUUUAUCAAUGUACCUAGCUGUCGUCGCGCUUGCAAUCAUAAUAUCCUUUCACUUUCGUGACCAACCCACUGCGCUGGAACGGCGCAUGGCUUUGCCGCUUGGUAUUAUCUUCUGGCUGUUAGGUUUGAUGUGUCUGGCUAGUGGGUUCGCUAACUAUGCGAGGACUGUUAUGAAAUAUAGUCGCAAGGCUGCUCUUGUGCAGAGUGGUUGGAAGACGCAGAUGGUUUUUACGGUUGUUGGGACUGUUAUACUCGGAAGUUGUAUUCUGUUCUUGUCGACUGAAUCAUAA
Molecule: messenger RNA, 510 nt
Organism: Penicillium taxi
Lineage: Eukaryota; Fungi; Ascomycota; Eurotiomycetes; Eurotiales; Aspergillaceae
Product: DUF202 domain-containing protein
Exons: 2
Coding region: 1-510 (169 amino acids)
Source: RefSeq, a predicted model, not a curated record